GUUUGAUCCAACAGUAAUGAGACCCGAUGUCUGAUUCUCUGGCAUAACAGUUUCGCAAUGUUUGGUUACAAUUACAGUUUCAUUUCUUAGCAUUCACUUCCUGGAGCAGAUUUCUUUUUGCAAUGUCGAAGCAUGCAUUGGAGACCAUGUCUGUCUCUUCCUUCAAGCGAGUGCCAGCAGCAAUGAGGGAAACAAAAGCUCACAUCUACUUUCCUGCCAAAUGCCGCACGUUUACAGCUACAGCACGGUUGCAACUAUCGAUGGAGCGUGAUUCGCAGGCCGUCAAAAAGGCUAGUACAUACUGCCAAAACUUGGUCAGAAACUAUGAUUCGCCUUCAUACACCCUGGCUCAUUUCGUUCCACCACACAUGCUUCCUGCAUACUUUGCUAUUCGAGCAUUCAACAUAGAGCUGGCUAGGAUACCAGACGUUGUUUCGAUGCCGCAAAUUGGCGCCAUGAGAAUGCAGUUCUGGAGAGAUACAAUCAACAAGACCUUUGAGCUCACGCCGCCAAUGGAACCAGUAGCUAUACUUUUAGCUUCUUACCUGAAUCAAGGCUACAAGCUCAACAAGUCUUGGUUCCAACGCAUCAUAUCGGCCAGAGAUCGCAAGUUGACGCACCCCGGAUUCACGAGCAUGACGGAGCUGGAAUCGUAUGCUGAGUCAACCUACUCCACGCUUUUGUAUUUAAGUCUAUCGGCACUGCCUUUAAAUUCUCUGACAAUGGAUCACUUGGCUUCUCAUAUCGGGAAAGCUGCUGGUAUAGCUGCAGUUAUGCGAGGUGUGCCGUUACUGGCCUUUCCUCCACCACCAAACCAGCACUCAAACAACCCCCCUGGGUUGGGUUUACCUGCAAGUCGGGACAAGCAGGGCGCAAUUACACUUCCUCUGGAUAUCAUGUCCCAGUGUGGCGUUCGAGAAGAGGACAUUUUUCGAAACGGAAGCGACGCCGAAGGUCUUCGAGAUGCCACAUUUGCUGUUGCGACUCGCGCCUCAGACCACCUUAUAACUGCUAGGACAAUGCUUAAGAAUAUCCGCGAGAGUCGUGACCCUGGUCAUGAGUUUGAACAUCUGAAUGAUGAAGGCCACGAACACAGCCGAUAUGAUGCGGAUGGUUCAUCAUCUGCUGAUAAGAGCAGGCAAGAAGUGGAACAAGGAUUUGGACUCGUGAUGGGUCCGGCUGUGAGCACCCAAUUAUGGCUCGACAGGUUGCAAAAGGUUGACUUCGACAUAUUCGACGCAAGCCUCAGGCAAGUCGAGUGGAAAUUGCCUUUCGUCGCAUGGUUACGGAGAAGGAGGGGACAACUUUGACGUCCGAUACUACGGGAUUCAACGGCCUAAAAAGCUGUUACACGAUAGUGGUUUCAAAGACCCAGACAGCGCAUCAUGCUUCCAUCGUGUUUCUUCGGCUCCUGCUCAGAAGCAUGGCGUCGCCUUUCUUCCCGAGUAUCGCUUCCAGUGCUCCAAUGAGGGCCUGAGGAUCGUACAACAUAACACCUUUGGCGCUUUUCCGACCAUAUAAUUUAAGGCAAUCGAUGCCCACAGCUGCAAGGCGCUCUUUGUCGACCUUCGGAGUUCCCUCCCCGUUGAGAUGUAUAACAUGAGUGACAUACUGUCGAUAUAUUGAGUUUUGCUCGGCUGUUUGCGCCACGUUAGGUGUGCUGCCUGGCACCAGUAAACCGCCAUGAGCAUCUGUGGACGAAGUUGGCCCUGAGGACUUUAACUUGUUCUCUGAGUGUGACGUGCAAAGUUCUGACCUCCAGGGAUGUCCCCGAGAUUGCUCGCAUGCUCGAGCAAUGGCUUCGACGAAAUCAAAGGCAGAGAAGGGGUUGGGGCUCGGACCGGUCUCCCGGUCUAGCGAGCCAUUGAGAAUGAGAAUCUUGUGUCGGGCGGUACUGGAGUGCAAUGCUUCGCCCACACCUCUGAGCACAAUGGAUGCCACGACGGAAGUAUAGAGGGAUCCUAUGGAGUAGACAACAGCUUGCGCUUGUUUAACCGCCGAGAGAACGCGCGGAUUGGCUGGUGGAAGCAUUUCUUGUCCGUAGGGGUUAAUGUACCAUAUGCGC
Messenger RNA from Exophiala oligosperma, 2065 nucleotides. RefSeq lists its product as uncharacterized. Lineage: Eukaryota; Fungi; Ascomycota; Eurotiomycetes; Chaetothyriales; Herpotrichiellaceae. The record is from RefSeq and is a predicted model, not a curated record. The transcript has 2 exons. Gene Ontology annotation, biological process: biosynthetic process; mitochondrial respiratory chain complex I assembly. Bases 123 to 1310 code for a protein of 395 amino acids. Gene Ontology annotation, cellular component: mitochondrion.